CGCCGCAUCGCAUCAGAACAAUGAAGCUAGACGCCAAGCCAUGGAAAUCGAGGCACGUGAUGAAGUGCUCAACAUGACGGUGAGGCUGGCUAACGAGCCAGAUCGCGAGGAUGGAACAGCCGAUAUGUUUGAUGAUAAUGCCGACACUUCAUUGAAUUACAUUUUGUCGUCUGUGAUUACACAAAUUGAUGAGACAGUGCUCGUCUUUCUCAUUGCCAUGCUAAUUUGUGGCAUUAUCUAUGCAUUUCUGCUCUGCAUACUCUCUAAGCCAGCCAUGAAUGAAAUAUUCCUCGUGUUGGUCUCCUAUGUCAUAUUGGGCACGUUUCUGGGCAUUGAGAUUGCCGUCAGCUAUGCUAUGCAGCCCAGCAAAUCCUUUAACGGCAGCGCCUGUUGCAUUGUGCUCGUCUACAUGACAUACACAAUGUUGCCGCUGCGUUUGAGUGAGGCGCUUAUAGGUGGCGUGUUGCUCAGUGGCAUGCACCUAUACACCUGUCUGCGAAACGUGUCCUCGUCAACGACAGCGACAACAACAACAAUGCCAACAAUGACAGAAAUUCACUGGCAGGAGCUGUUGUGUACGUGCGUGGCAUUGUUUUUGGCCAAUUUGACGGGCAUCUAUACGCACUGGCCAAAGGAGAAGGCCCAACGUAAGGCCUUCAUAGAGACCCGCCAAUGCAUCGAGGCACGAUUACGUACCCAGCGCGAAAAUCAGCAGCAAGAACGUCUGCUGCUCUCCGUGCUGCCGCGUCACGUUGCUAUGGAGAUGAAGGACGACAUUGCAGGACAGCCACGUGAUACGCAGUUUCAUAAGAUUUAUAUACAGCGACAUGAGAAUGUCAGCAUUCUUUUUGCGGACAUUUGCGGCUUCACAAGCCUUUCGGAUCAAUGCACGGCUGAGGAAUUGGUGCGCCUCUUGAACGAGUUAUUUGCACGCUUUGAUCGAUUGGCUGCUGAGCAUCAUUGUCUGCGCAUUAAGCUGCUGGGCGAUUGUUAUUAUUGCGUCUCCGGUUUACCCGAACCAAGGCCGGAUCAUGCACAUUGUGCCGUUGAAAUGGGUCUCGAUAUGAUAGACGCCAUUGCGCUGGUCCGCGAGGUUAUGGCUGUGAACGUCAACAUGCGUGUGGGCAUUCAUACAGGCCGCGUGCAUUGCGGCGUUCUGGGUCUGGUCAAGUGGCAAUUCGAUGUCUGGUCCAAUGAUGUAACAUUGGCGAAUCACAUGGAGAGCGGCGGCAUACCAGGGCGAGUGCACAUCACCAAGGAGACGCUCAAAUGUCUCGACGGCGAUUACGAGGUAGAGGCAGGCAAGGGUGCCGAACGCAACUCCUAUCUGAAGGAUCAUCAGAUUGAGACGUAUCUCAUAGUGCCGGGCGAUAUCUACAGACCGCACAAAAAGUCGCGCAAUCGUCUGCAGGUUAAUGGUAACAUCUCAAAGGAGCUGCGCAUGAUGGGCCAUGGCACUGCGCAGAAACACACAUCGAAAUUUGGCUUUGGUGACAGUGCGGAGAGUACCAAGGAUCCAGAGGACGAGGUCAAUGAAUAUCUUAUGCGUGCCAUAGACGCUCGCAGUAUCGACCACUUGCGGGCCGAGCAUUGUCAAUCGCUGUUGCUUUGUUUUAAGGACAAUGCGUUGGAGAAUAAAUAUGCCAGCGAACCAGAUCGAAUGCUCUGCGUGUAUUUCUACUGUAGUCUUUUGGUGCUACUGGGCACCAGCGUCAUGCGCCUAACUGUUUUCCAGAGCACUCCAUCGGCACUGGCGCUGUCCCUGGGAGCCCUGCUCUUGAUGCUGCUGCUGGUAUUUUUGGUGGCAUGUCACGAAAUCAAUUUGAAGCUACCAAUGGGCAUCAAAAGGUUUUCAUUACAUAUUCAUAGCAAUCGAAGGCUCUCGCAAUUUUUUGCCUUCGCCACGGUAGCUCUGAUUGCUCUGACCACGCUCUUCGUCAUGUUUCAGGAGUCUUGGCGUCAACUGAAGAUACUACAGACCAACUACGAUAUGAUGAACUCGCUUGCGAAAACAAACAGCACAACAAAUAUAAGCGACAGCGUAAUUGAAGCUAUAGAAACAAGUGCUGCCUCCUGUGAUUUCUACUUAGCUUGUAACACCUUUUUACUGCUCACGCUGCUCUCGAUGAUGACCUGUGCCACAUACCAAGUUUUGCGCAUUUUACUAAAGCUAAUGCUGCUGCUCUUUGCCGCCGCCUCCUACCUGGCCUGCUCCCUCUACUUGUAUGCACACAGCAAGGAAAUCAGUUAUGAAUUGGCUAAUGAGGAAGCCUUGCUGCGCUACAUAAUUGAUUCAAUCUUCCUCUUUGCAUUUAUGCUGGCUUUGAUUUUUCACAGCCAUCAGACUGAGGCGACAUAUCGUUUGGACUUUAUUUGGAAACUGCAGGCAACGGAGGAAAAGGAGGAUAUGGAGCAUCUACAGGCUUAUAAUCGUAAACUGCUCGAAAACAUUUUGCCCGUGCAUGUUGCCGAGCAUUUCCUCAGUCGAGAGAAGCACAUUGACGAUCUGUACCACGAACAAUGCGACAGUGUGUGCAUCCUCUUUGCUUCAAUACCAAACUUCUCCGAGUUCUAUGUAGAGCUGGAGGGCAACAACGAGGGUGUUGAAUGUUUACGCUUGCUCAACGAGAUUAUUGCCGAUUUCGAUGAAUUACUGAGUGAGGAGCGUUUUCGCUACAUCGAGAAAAUCAAGAGUACGGGGGCCACCUACAUGGCCGCCUCGGGGCUGACGGCCAAUACCUGCGACCAGGUUAACUUUAGUCACGUCACGGCUAUGGCGGACUACGCGCUGCAGUUGUUUGACAAAAUCGAGGAGGUUAAUAUGCAUUCCUUCAACAAUUUCCGAAUGCGCAUAGGCAUCAAUAUUGGUCCGGUCGUGGCGGGAGUAAUCGGGGCCUGCAAGCCGCAAUACGAUAUCUGGGGCAAUGCGGUAAAUGUGGCCUCGCGCAUGGACUCUACAGGUCUGGUGGAUCACAUUCAGGUUACCCAAGAGACGCAGCAGAUACUGGAGAGUCGCGGCUACGAGUUGACUUGUCGUGGCAGUGUCAAUGUAAAGGGCAAGGGCUCCAUGAUCACCUACUUUCUCAAGGGCAAGCUGGCGGGUGGCAGCGAUGUGGCCACAAAAGCGGAGGUCGCUGUGGAACCGCCCAAGACCUUGACAAUCAAUGCUCAGCCAGCUUCAAAUUUACAGAGCGAUUCAAUGGCAGAAACAGCGGCAACAGCAGCGGCAGAGACGAAUGCCAAGGAGGAUGCCCAGGAUGAUGCCGACGAGUUGCCUUCACCCGACAUUGAUCUCAACUCGAAUAUGCAGAGCUUGACGGCACAGCGUCGCAAAUCGCUCUGUCGACAGCACAACAUCUCCUCCUCUUUCGGCACCAAUGUUAGCAGCUCGACGGCCAUUACGCCCAGUCUCUCGAACAGCUCCAGUGUAGUGACAAUUGGCGCCUUGCCAGCGCUGCUCAAAAGCGCCAAUGCCAGCAAUAUGGCUGACAAUUGCUCCGAGUGUGGCCAGAACAAAUCUGUUUCGAUGGUCACCAACUCGCCCGUUGCCCCACCUCCUCCUCGAACGCUGGUCGCAGAGCUUAAGGAUGAAAUCACACGCGAUGAGAAAUGCACUCUCAAGGACUCGAUUGAAAAUUUAGAAAUUCUACUGAAAAACAACAUUAGUUUGUCCGAUUUGAGCAACAAACAGCAGCAGAAUCUACGCAGCACCACGACAGCGCUGCGGAAACGCGACACAAUCGUCAGCUUCAAUGUAACGGAAGCACUGGCGUCGACGCCACAGCAACAACAACAACAGCAGCAGCAGCAGCUACAAAGAAAACGCAAGUCGGUGACAACGAUGAUGGUCAGCUGCAUAUCGACAGCAACAACAACGACCCGUCUAUUAUCAGACGAGAGCAACAGUUCCACCCAAACGGCACCGGGCACCCUCGAAACGCAGGAUGGGCCCACCAGUCUACUGGAACGAGCAGAAAGCAGCCAACACGACUGGCAGCCGCGCACAGCGACGCUCGAACCGAACCGCAGUCCCAUCAAGACCUCGCAAUCGAUGAGUCCAAUCGGCCUGACCACCGAGGUGUUUGUUCUGCCUAACAGUCGCAGCAUGAUUCUGAUAAGCAGCAGCGGGGGCGAUGGUGGUGGCAGUGGAAGUGGAGCCGGAGGUGGCAGCAGUCCGGGCACUGCUGGUGGUGCUGCCGCUUACGUUUUGCAGGAUGUCAGCACAUAAUUGCAUUGGCAGGCAAGGAAGAUGGGAGAUGGUGGUACGAGAGGGUACGCCAGGGGGUUAGGCUUGGAAAUAUAAAUCGUGUAAAUAUGUAAAAUAUGCAGCCGCAUUUAAGGCACAAGGUCGAUGCAGGAUUCUUAGUAGAGCUGUUAUGUGGGGCUCAAGUGGGAGUGGGAUUUGAUAGAUGUAUGUACAGUCUUACCUCGCUUAUCACGACUACUUUUCUGCUUUCUAGCUUCAAGCUCAUGAUCUUCUUUUCAGAAUCAAAUUAAUUGAAAUAGUGGAGAAACAAGAAUUAAUUCAGAAUAGGAAUACUUAGAAAUACGAAGCAUCAAGUGUUUAAAACAUAUAUAGUAGCCUAAGUGCUUCGGUGCAAUUGAAAACCUCAUUGGGUACUAAUUUAGCUUCUACUUAUUUCUAUUAAUCUAAAAUAUUGUUAAAGGUCUUGAGUUGAAUUGACUAUAGCUUUGGGAUCAAUUUUACCCUCCGAUAAAUUAUUUGAAUUUUCAACUGCAAAUAUUCGGAACAUCCGUACCGUAUACAAGUAAAAGCAUUUGAUCCACUUCCGAAUCCAUUCUUUAGAAUGAU
This is a messenger RNA of Scaptodrosophila lebanonensis, 4813 nucleotides long. Its product is annotated as adenylate cyclase type 6. Bases 41 to 4228 code for a protein of 1395 amino acids. Lineage: Eukaryota; Metazoa; Arthropoda; Insecta; Diptera; Drosophilidae. Gene Ontology annotation, cellular component: plasma membrane. The record is from RefSeq and is a predicted model, not a curated record. Gene Ontology annotation, biological process: adenylate cyclase-activating G protein-coupled receptor signaling pathway; adenylate cyclase-inhibiting G protein-coupled receptor signaling pathway; cAMP biosynthetic process. Gene Ontology annotation, molecular function: adenylate cyclase activity. The transcript is spliced from 24 exons.